AUGGCGCAUCGAAAUCUAGGCGAAGAGCACACGCAGUUCAUGCAAUGGGCCAAGUCCCACGGAGUCAAGAUCAACGGUAUCACUCCCGCGCACAUACCAGGUCGCGGUGCGGGAAUGAUCGCAACCAGGUGUAUACAGGAGGGAGAAGUCAUGAUCUCGGUCCCUCUGAAUAUUAUGAUCACGAUUGACUCGAUUCCCGCAUCUUUCAUCAAGCGGUUUCCUAGCGGAACAUCCAUUCAUGGGAUCCUCGCUGCGUUCCUCACAGUUGGGGAUCAAAAGUUUCUCAAGAAAUGGGACUCAUGGCGCAAGGUCUGGCCAUCAAGAAAAGACUUUGAAGAAAGCAUGCCCAUCCUUUGGCCGGGACAUUUACGGAGGUCGAAUUCGCGCUUUCAGGCGCAGCCCCUGGAGAGACCGUAUCUGCUCCCUCAACCGGCUUCUGGCAUAUGGAAUACGUUCGAUAACAUUCAAAGGGAUAGUACAUCCGUACCAAAGUGCCAGAGCUUACUAUCGCAACAGGAGACCAGACUUCAAGGCGCGUGGCGGAACGUCCUGGCUGUUUUCCCUAACAUGGACUGGGACGCGUUUUCCUUUCACUGGUUGAUUCUGAACAGCAGAAGCUUCUAUUAUGUGAAGCCGGGGCGCCAACCUCCAGAUGAGUGGAACGAUGCGAUCGGUCUCGUUCCAUUUGCUGACUACUUCAAUCAUGCAGAUGAUGCGGAUACUGAAGUAGUCUUUGAUGGGAGAAAAUAUACAUUUACAGCUACUCGGCAGUUUGAAAAGGGCGAAGAGAUCUUCAUGAGCUACGGGGCUCAUUCGAAUGAUUUCCUAUUCGUAGAAUAUGGAUUCUUCCUCGACCAUAACGAAUCCGACGUGAUUUUCCUGGAUGAUAUCAUUUCCAAGGAACUCUCAGAGGAUGAAAGAAAAGAGCUGGAGUCCCAACAAGGGUUGGAGGACUACCAAGUCACAAUGGCCGGCAUCUGCCCUCGCACUUUAACCGCAGCAUGCCUCAAGUACAUGUCUACAGAGGAUUUUCGAGAGUAUGCUCACGGUCACUCAACGAAGGCAUUCGAUUCCAAGAAAACAUGGAAAAUAAUUCACGAGUGGGUUGAGCUAUAUCAACAAGAGUGUCAGGCCACACUUGAUUCUCUCGAAGGAAUUCUGAAGAAACGAUCAGACGAAUCUCGAGGGAAGGUCACAAUGCUCCUGCGGCGAUGGCAACAGAUCAAGCUGCUUUGUGAACAUGCUUUAGAGAAGAUAGAUGCGGCUGCGGUAGAGGUUUGA
Molecule: messenger RNA, 1281 nt
Organism: Aspergillus clavatus NRRL 1
Lineage: Eukaryota; Fungi; Ascomycota; Eurotiomycetes; Eurotiales; Aspergillaceae
Product: SET domain protein
Exons: 6
Coding region: 1-1281 (426 amino acids)
Biological process (GO): peptidyl-lysine monomethylation
Molecular function (GO): protein binding; protein-lysine N-methyltransferase activity
Source: RefSeq, a predicted model, not a curated record